Molecule: messenger RNA, 2436 nt
Organism: Daldinia loculata
Lineage: Eukaryota; Fungi; Ascomycota; Sordariomycetes; Xylariales; Hypoxylaceae
Product: sugar transporter
Exons: 9
Coding region: 492-2306 (604 amino acids)
Biological process (GO): carbohydrate transport; transmembrane transport
Cellular component (GO): membrane
Molecular function (GO): carbohydrate:proton symporter activity
Source: RefSeq, a predicted model, not a curated record
UCAUUAAGAAGUGACCAGACCUUAAAUAUAUACAUACAUGAUUCGAAAACCUUGAACGGGAAAGGCUCAUGCUGUGUUCCAAACUCUACAGAUGUCGUGGAAUCUCGAGAGAGUAAAAAGCGAUGGCUGUACCCCGCAUCCGAGAACGACGGGAUGUUGCGCCGUUGGUCCAAUCACCGGACCUGCAUGGGUUCUACAUACGAUAACGAGCUACAGUUGGUUGAUGAUUUCCUGGUUAUCUAGACCUCGGGAUGUGGCAUUGUAUAUAUUACCUACCUAGGGAUGGAAUGUGGUAACGUUGCGGGGUAGAUCUAUUACUAGUUGAUAGGUAAUAUUGUCUUAUUCGAGGAUUCCUACGGCACCGUGAGAUCUGGGCAUGACAAAGGAAAUUUUAAUGGACAACUCUUCGGACUCGUGGCAAGACAAAGCAGUCUCGGACCUCCUAAAAUCACAGUUCUACGGAUAGGUUCCCUUGGAUAAUCGGGGUUAACAUGGCCAGAUCCCAAGAACACGGAGAGCAACCUUCUCGAGUAGGGGAAGGUGACGAAGAGAAGAUUCAACCGGAAAUUCAGCAGCAUAUUAGCAGAAGUGAUAAGCAUGAUUCUGAAAAGGGCCUUGGAGAUGGACAAGGCCCGGGGAAUGGGCAAUAUGCUCAGAUCGACCCGGCUAUUGCCAGUCGCAUCGCGGAGAAUGUUGACGACUUCAUGACCCUCGUCAACGAGGCGGACGACGCAAAUGAGAGGGAACGAGAUAUGAAACUUUCCCAUGCCUUCAAGGUGUAUCCUAAAGCCGUCGGCUGGUCGAUGCUCCUCUCGUCAUGUAUCAUAAUGGAGGGAUUUGGGACUUCGAUUGUUGGCUCGUAUAUUUCUUUCCCCCCUUUCCGCGAUAGGUUCGGCACUCAAGCACCCAAUGGAGACUAUCAGAUCCCCGCGAGUUGGCAGAAUGGCAUUGCAGGCGCAACCAAUGUUGGCGAGAUUAUUGGCCUUCAGAUUGCCGGUGUUCUGUCUGAGCGCUGGGGCUACCGUUGGACGAUAAUAUCUGCAUUGGUUGCUGUCACGGGAUUCAUCUUCUUUCCGUUCUUCGCCAAUAGCCUCACGAUAUUCCUCGUUGGUGAAUUAUUCCAGGGCAUGGCCUGGGGCAUUUUUCAGACCAUGACCGUGGCCUACGCAGCUGAGGUCUGCCCUGUACCCCUGAGGCACUAUCUUACCAGCUAUGUCAACCUCUGCUGGAUUAUCGGCCAAUUCAUCUCGGCGGGUGUGCUUGUCGGGCUCGAAGGUCGACAAGACGAGUGGGGAUACAAGAUCCCCUUCUCCCUACAAUGGAUAUGGCCGAUUCCUAUCGCUAUCGGCACAUAUCUCGCACCAGAGUCGCCCUGGUGGUGCGUUCGACAUGGCUACAAAGAACGAGCGGAGAAGUCGCUAAAGCGGCUGGCUCGUAGUUCCGGGUUUACCCAGCGCGAUGCCGAUGCGGCAAUGGCUUUGAUGGUCUAUACGGACGAGAUGGAGAAGCAGGUCUCCGAGGGGACCAAAUACUGGGACUGCUUUAGAGGUACCGAUCUUAGGCGGACUGAGAUUGUAUGCUUUAUAUGGCUCGCACAAACCAUGUCUGGUACAGCUAUCGGUGGCCUAUCGUCUUAUUUCUACCAGCAGGCGGGAAUAUCAGACGCAGAUUCGUUCAAGCUAAGCUGGGGCCAGAAUGGUCUCAACGCUGUCGGGACAAUCGCUAGUUGGUUCAUCCUGAACAAGGCUGGCAGAAAGACGUUAGUGUUCUGGGGAAUGAUCGUGAUGUUUAUUUUACUCCUGAUCACCGGCUUCAUGGGAAUUCAUAAUCCACCUAGCACUGCAGAAGCCUGGACAGCAGGAACAAUGGUCAUCCUACUAAGCGCCACAUCCAACUUCUCCAUCGGCCCUGUGGUUUAUACCAUCGUCUCCGAGAUCCCAUCGACACGGCUGCGUGCCAAAUCCAUCAUCUUGGCCCGUAACGCCUACAACGCUAUUAAUAUCGCCUUUAUUAAUAUUGUCUCGUACCGGCAGAUCAAUCCAGCCGAGUGGAACUGGGGCCCCAAAGCUGCUUUCUUCUGGGCUGGCACGAAUAUUAUCUUUACGGCUUGGAUCUUCUUUCGACUGCCUGAAACUAAAGGUCGAACCUACGCCGAGCUCGAUAUACUGUUCGAGAAUAAAGUACCUGCUCGUAAGUUUGCGAGCACUAAAGUCGAAACCCUACUUCGGGGCACAGAAGGCGCACAAAAGGAACAGGUAGAUCUUAUUACCAGUAAUGAUGCGGGCGAAAGGAGAGCUGAGACUUAGAUGCUGUACUUCUCUUAUCCCCUAUGUUGUUAGUGAACGCGGGAAUAUUUACGGUAGAAUCAUGUAGGAAGAAAGGAGAGUACGUUAUAACUGAAUUGUUUACCAAAUAAACGAGUGCAUAUAUCAAGCU